Messenger RNA from Cynoglossus semilaevis (tongue sole), 3967 nucleotides. It is a transcript of the gene hmgcs1, whose product is annotated as 3-hydroxy-3-methylglutaryl-CoA synthase 1 (soluble). Gene Ontology annotation, biological process: acetyl-CoA metabolic process. Lineage: Eukaryota; Metazoa; Chordata; Actinopteri; Pleuronectiformes; Cynoglossidae. The record is from RefSeq and is a predicted model, not a curated record. Gene Ontology annotation, molecular function: hydroxymethylglutaryl-CoA synthase activity. The transcript has 10 exons. The coding region runs from base 168 to 1727 and encodes 519 amino acids.
UCGCAUGUUGCGCUCGCGUCAUGAUUGGCCAGGAAGUCAGGUAACAGUCUCGCCGACUGUCCGCUGCUCUUGUCAGUGUCAUAUAUAAAUGUUACGCUCUACCGGGCGGGACUCUUGACAGCCUCGGUUCAUCACCUAUAAUCGUAACUUCACACAGUCCUGUCACGAUGCCUGGACCAGCCCCAACUAGCUGUUUAGGACCAUGGCCCAAAGAUGUGGGUAUCAUUGCAAUGGAACUGUACUUCCCAUCCCAAUAUGUGGACCAAGCAGAGCUGGAGCAGUAUGAUGGCGUACCAGCUGGUAAAUACACCAUAGGCCUGGGCCAAGCCCAAAUGGGUUUCUGCUCAGACCGCGAAGACAUCAAUUCCCUUUGCCUGACUGUGGUCCAGAGGCUAAUGGAGAGAAACAACCUGUCCUACGACAGCGUUGGACGACUGGAGGUCGGCACCGAGACCAUCAUUGACAAGUCGAAGUCUGUCAAGACGGUUAUAAUGCAACUGUUUGAGGACUCGGGCAACACAGACGUGGAGGGCAUAGACACUACAAAUGCCUGUUAUGGAGGCACAGCAGCGCUCUUCAAUGCUGUCAACUGGGUGGAGUCCAGCUCCUGGGACGGUCGCUAUGCGUUGGUGGUGGCAGGUGACAUCGCAGUCUACGCCACAGGAAGUGCACGGCCCACGGGUGGCGCCGGUGCAGUGGCCAUGCUGGUUGGUCCAAAUGCUCCUCUGGCGUUUGAAAGAGGUCUUAGAGGAACACACAUGCAGCAUGCGUACGACUUCUACAAGCCUGAUCUGAUGUCCGAGUAUCCUGUGGUGGACGGGAAGCUGUCGAUAGAGUGUUACCUGAGUGCACUGGACCGCUGCUACUCCGUCUACCGCAACAAGAUUCAUGCGCAGUGGCAGAGAGAGGGCUCUGAGAACCGCUUCAGCCUGGAGGACUUUGGUUUCCUGGUCUUCCACUCACCGUACUGCAAACUGGUGCAGAAGUCUUUGGCCAGACUGAUGCUGAACGACUUCCUGAGCCACCCACGACCCGACACGGAGACCGGACCAUUCACGGGUCUGGAAGCGUUCAGAGAUGUCCGUCCAGAAGACACCUACUUUGACCGGGACGUGGAGAAGGCCUUCAUGAAGGCCAGCGCAGAUCUGUUUGAGAGGAAGACCAAGCCCUCACUGCUCAUCUCCAACCAGAAUGGAAACAUGUACACGCCCUCCGUCUAUGGCUGCCUGGCGUCCGUCCUCGCACAACGAACAGCGCCACAGCUGGCAGGACAGAGAAUAGGAGUUUUCUCCUACGGCUCAGGUUUCGCCGCAACUCUGUAUUCUCUGAGAGUGACUCAGGACCACACCCCUGGAUCAAGUCUGGACAAACUGGUGUCCAGUAUCAGCGACCUGGAACUUCGACUGAACUCGAGGAGGAAGGUUUCCCCCGAUGUUUUCUCGGAGAACAUGAAGCUGAGAGAAGAGACGCAUCACUUGGCAAGCUACAUCCCACGUGGCUCAGUGGACGAUCUCUUCCCUGGGACGUGGUACUUGAUGCGCGUGGACGACAAACAUCGCAGGGAAUAUGCUCGCCAACCCCUGGACGAAGACCUGCCAACGGAGUCCGAACUCAACCACAUGAACUCCAGCACGACAAAGACGGUGGAGCACAUCCCCAGUCCUGUCAAGAAGAUGCCUCGUAUCCCCGUGGCCACAGAAAGUCCAAAAAACGGCAUCAGCAACUGAGAGCAGAUUUACCUCCGUGAGGUACCGGAACCCGAGGACUAGACUCCUGCUCCUGGGUUCUGUUCGUCCCUGUCUAGUGCAUCAUCAUCAUCAUCAUCAUCCUCCUCCUCCUCAUCAUCAUGGUUUUAUUUCAGACAUUUUACCUUAGAGUAUGUUUCCAAGGUGGUUGUGUGUCUGCGUGUGUGUGUGUGUGUGUGUGUGUGUGCAUGCAUAUGGACGGGGCACCGGACUUCCUUUAUACUGGCAGCCGGCCUCCAGUGACAGGAAGAGGAAGUUAGCGCAGACCUGUGCCUCCUGCUGGUGAAAACAGUGGUGGCCAAGGUAACUUGAAUGAUAAGGAUAGUCACUUUCUUACUUGCUGAGUCAUGGUCCCCUCAUUACCUGUGUGUAGUCAACAGGGGGUGCUGUUCUGCCACCUUGAUGUCACCACAUUCUAAUCAUUAAUAUUUGACUGAUCUAGAUGGAUAGACAGAUAGAUGUACUUUAUUGAUCCCAGGCUGGGCAAUUACAGCAGGGCUGUACACAUGAGUACUUCCACUUGUGUACUUGCUAAUACUGAGAACCAUUAUGAUACUUCUCAAGAUUGGGUUUCAAAAAAAUAUGCAAUGCACCAGUGCAUUCCUACCGCAGCUAGUUUUAUUUUCUACUCAACCACAGAAGAUUAUUUCAAAAUAAAUAAAGGAAAUAGUUAUUUUAUUGACAUAUUACCUGAUGUUUUCACAUAGGACUGUAUAUCAAGGCAUUAAAAGAUGCAAUAAUAUAAAAAAAAUAAAGAUAAAGUAAACUUGCUGCAUAUGUAAAACAAUCAGCUGAACAGAAAGUGAGCAGAGCUUUUACACUAAUAGAAUAGAAAGUCUGUCCGCCGCGGUGUUAAACUGAGAAGACUGAGGCUCGUCGUCGGAUGUUUUAUCAAACUGUUCGUGUCGUAACGGAACAAAUCUUACUGUAAGUCUGCCUGACGACAGUGAGACGCUGAACUGAAGUAGAAAAUACUCAUAGCUAGCUGACUGGUGAGCAGCCACGGUUGUGAUUUGAAUGAAGUAUCGGUUCCUAAUUCAGUGGUCAUCUAGUUACCUCACAUUAAAACCACUUUACUAAGAAAGAAAAAGUCAGAUGUCCAGGCUUUGACUGAUCCGCCUGUGUGUUGUUACAUGUACCGUGGGAAACCUCUGUCCUCUGCCUCUUACUCGUGUGCUUGAUUUUAAUUUCAAUAUUUUAUCAUUCAUUCUUGAGUGUCUGAAAUUUCACGCUACCCAGUGGAGCGGUUCGGAAAACCCCGUAAUCCUGAGCGUCUUCACCAAUCCAAGCUGCACCCUUUUCUGUGACGAGUCGAGUCUAUUACCUGAUCUGAACAUGGUGAUAACUAAACUCUGUUGAAGAAUUGGACAAAAAAAACAACAACAUUUAGCACAUUCCCUAUAAAGUACAUAUUUAAUUAUGUAUUUCAGAUUGUAAUUUGGGACUAAAACCUUAUAGAUAUUUGAACCGUUUUCGUUGAUCAUGUGAUCACCACCCAGUUUGUCACUGACUGGAGAAAUAAAGGCAAUUGAAUUGUCUGGAGGUGCGGCGUUUGGACAGGAAGUGAAGGAAAAAUAAUGACUUUCCAUUCAUAUAUAAUUGGGUUAAAAGUGCUCACGAUAUCGACAGGUGAAAUAGUACGUGCUAAGCUAGGUGUGAAUGAACACUUUACUCGUAUUUAGUAAGUAGUUUACCUGUUGAAACUUUCACUGUGAAGCCUUAAAAGUCAAAGGGCUUUUUAAUGAGAUUCAGUUUGACCUCACAACGUCACAAAGUUUGGCUCCUAUUUUUUUUUUUUUUUUGAUUGUCUAAUCUUUGUUUUCUUUAUCAGUUGUCACAACAACAAAAAAAGUCAAAUCGUUGAAAUGCAGCCAUACGGUUGGCUGCAGCUAGAACAUCACUGACGUCUUCCUCUUCCUGUUGUUGGGCGUGGCCUAAAGAGGCGGAGCAGUGCACCCUUACAGCCUUACAACAAAACUUGUACGAUGGUCGUUUGUAUGAUUGUUGUUAGACAAUAAUGUACAGACUUAAUUUUGUUUUUUAAUUGUACAGUCUCACACUUGGUUAUGUCCGAUGUAACAGAGGUCACAUGAUCUCAACCCCAUGCUGGCAAAUGUACAGUAACAAAACUACGGUUGUUAAAAAUGUAUAGCUGUAAAGGGAUUAUAUCAUCAGACUUGUGUUGUGCAGAAGACUGAGAAUAAAUGGAGUGUCAACAUCGA